Molecule: messenger RNA, 1262 nt
Organism: Chenopodium quinoa (quinoa)
Lineage: Eukaryota; Viridiplantae; Streptophyta; Magnoliopsida; Caryophyllales; Amaranthaceae
Product: probable WRKY transcription factor 75
Exons: 2
Coding region: 384-968 (194 amino acids)
Biological process (GO): regulation of DNA-templated transcription
Molecular function (GO): DNA-binding transcription factor activity; sequence-specific DNA binding
Source: RefSeq, a predicted model, not a curated record
ACAAAUCUCUUAUUUAAUUGGCUAUAACUAACAUUUAUAAUUCUACAUGGAACGUUAAAAAAAUUUAAUCCUACGUAAUUAAAUAAAAUAUUAAAUUAAACAAUAAUAAAACCGGGUAUGACACAAGAUUAAAACAAGUUACAUUCGUUACGGAUCUCAAAUAAUAUGCAGCCGGGGCUUCAUUAGCCGCCUAUCAUAUCCUUUUCCCACAAAUUCUACCUUUUAUGACUGCAUGAAUGACAAAACUUCUUGACUUCUACUACCUCCAAUUCCUUGUACUAGUCUUCAUCCAUAAUUCCAUUUAGAAACGUAUCGUUGUUCUCCCCUCAUUCAUUCUCUCUCACUCUCUCUCUCUUUCAUAGAAGUUAAAGAACAUUAUUACAAUGACUACUACUCCAUUUUCAUCAAUACCCUUGGAAAAUUUCCCUUUCUCAUUGACAAACAUUAUUCCAAUUUCUCAUCAUACACCCAUCUCUUCUUCUUCGUCGUCUUUGAUUGAUGUUUACAAGAAUGGACUUAUUGGGAUAAAGACGACGAAUACAAAGACAGAGCUAGGGAUGGAGAUGGAUAUGAAUUUUCAACAUGAUCAUGGAAAAAGAUUAGCUCCUAAUGAAUAUGUCGGAUCGUCGAGUGGUGGAAUCAAAGAGAACAAGAAAGAUAACAAGGAGAAAAUGAAAUUGAGAAGGCAUAGGUAUGCUUUUCAUACAAGGAGCCAGGUUGAUAUACUUGACGAUGGUUAUCGUUGGAGAAAAUAUGGGCAAAAGGCUGUCAAGAACAACAAAUUUCCUAGAAGCUAUUACCGAUGUACUCAUGGUGGGUGUAACGUAAAGAAGCAAGUGCAAAGACUAACAAAAGAUGAAGAAGUCGUUGUAACAACUUAUGAAGGAGUACACACACAUCCAGUUGAGAGGUCUACUGAUAAUUUCGAACAUAUUUUGAAGCAAAUGCAGAUUUACGUCCCUCCUUAGAUAUACUUUUUCCAUUAUUAAUUAUACCAAAAUUCACACAAGAUCGACCAAAAAUAUUUAAAAUGGAAGAUCUUUAUAAUACUUCGUCUAUCUUUCUGUUUUUUUUUUUUUUUUUUUUUUUCGUUUUCUUAAUUUUUGUUCAAUGAGUAUAUAGGUUUUGUAGUUUUUUAAUUUAUAAACUCAAUACUCAUAACUAUGUUAAAGUUAUAAACUCAAUACUCAUAACUAUGUUUGACCAAUAAUUGUCAAACCUGCCUUUGUUUUUUUAUAUACACCUUUAAUUAAUUUGUCACU